Molecule: messenger RNA, 714 nt
Organism: Caenorhabditis elegans
Lineage: Eukaryota; Metazoa; Nematoda; Chromadorea; Rhabditida; Rhabditidae
Gene: C46C2.5
Product: DUF19 domain-containing protein
Exons: 3
Coding region: 1-672 (223 amino acids)
Source: RefSeq, marked reviewed
AUGGCUUCAAUCGGAAAAUUGACAGACAAUCAAGAAAUGCUGAAAAUAUUUCUAAUUUUUACCGUUCUUAUAAAUUGCACAGUUUCUGUUCCUGCAGAUAUUCCCUCACUAUUUUCUGGUUUACUAAAUGGAUUAUCAAAAAAUUGCUUGACUGAAACCUAUAGUUUCUUGACAGAAUUGAGGGAAAUAGAGACUCUUCAAAAUUCAAAGUUUAACAAUGUUGAUGUACUGUAUGACAAGGAUCUCAUGAAAUCUCUUUUUGGAGACUUGAAAUCUAUAUCUUUAUCUAUAAAAUCUUCCAACUGUUCAAGUAUGAUAUUUGCUAAAUAUCUACUCGACGGAACUGUUUUCAUAGGUGAUAACAUAUACGGAGAAGCUUUUAAUUGCUUAUCAAAGGAAAAUCUGGAAUCAUUGUUCAUGUCGUGUGCUCGUGAAAUCAUUCUGAACAAUCAGUCAAUCGACAUACUGGAACAUCUCAAGCCUGUUUCACGUUGUGUCGCUGGAAAAUUGGCUUGCUCCAAAAUAGACAAAAACUCAUUCAUUGGAGCAGUUUUCGCAGGAGUUGACCUUUUUGACACAUUUUCAAACUCUCGUUCAAUUUUAAGUCAAAUUAAGGAAAACAAGAUGAAGCUUGAGUUCAAUAAGGAAAAAUAUUAUUCAUAUUUGAACUAAAUGAACAUGUUUUUGAUUGAUUCGAAGAAAAAAUUAAGUUUC